AUGAAGAGGGUGAAUGGGAUUGUUGUUAGUGAAGAGGGUGAAAACUCGAGGUUAAAAAAAGUUAGAUUCUUGAAUGGGAAUGAUGAGAACUGUGGAGAUUUAGCUGUUAAUGGAGGUGAGGACCAAAAGACUUGUGUCGAUGAUGGGGGGAUGAAUUCUGGGCAAGUGGAAAAAAGUGAAGGCCCUUUUGAAGAUUUAGCCUCUGGUGAUCUUGAAAGUCCAAGUCUUAGUGGUCCGAGCCAGUCGAAUCCAUGGGACUUCGAUUUAAACAUUCGUUUGAUUUCGGGCAAUGAGGAAGAGCAAGAGGGUUUUCUUUUCGAUCUUAACCUUCCCGCACCAAUGAAUGGCGGGCCCGUGAUUAAUGACAAGACAGUAGAUGUCAUUGAUAUUGCUUCAGAUGAUAGUGAUAAUGAGGUUGAGGUUACAGGUUAUACUCGUGGCUACAAUACUUCAAAGGGUAAAGAAAUUGAGGUAGAGGCACCUACUGAUGGUACACUGAAUAAUGCCGUUGGUGAAAGUAGCAGUUUGGGUUGUCUGAGGGAGUUAACCAUGGAAGAAAAUGGUGAAGCUGAUGUUGUUGAGACAUGGUUGUCACAUAAGGCUAAUAGUCCAACCCUCUUGCAUUUGCUUAGAGACAGUGAUGAGUUGAUUGGUGAAGAAGUUGCUGAAAUUGAGAUGUUGCCACCGGCAGAAUUGGCCGUGAGGCCUGAAAUGGCCGAAAGAGAACAUAAUGGACAAAAUGAACUGGCAGUGAGAUUAGAGAAUUUAGCUCGUGAGACCCGACAUGAAAAUGCUAGGCGGUUUGCACGCGCAAACCUCGCAGGUCAGGGUCAAAAGUUACUCUCUGCAAGUCCUGUAAAAGAAUUAGGAAAUGUGGUUGGCCCUUUUUCUGAUGCUCUUACAAUGGUGAGAGAAAGGGCGUCAAAAAAGUCGGCUAAGAAGUUGAUUGAGUGGAAACCGUCGAGUGAAAAUCAGGACAAAAGCACUCUUACCCCUUUUGUGCCCUCGUUGCUUGAUUUAUCUCUGAAGGCUCUUGCUGAAAAUGCCGAGGGUAUGAUUUCACUGAAGAUGGUGCCGGAUAACCUUCGUGAGAGACUUACUGACAGGUUGUGUGAUACAAGCAAAAUGGGCGUCGACUUUUUGAAGCUUCUUUUGGAAGGAUGUCCAACUGAGAUACGCAUAAAGAAUUCUUCGUGGUUGACUGAAAAAGAGUUUCACCAGGCAUUUAAGAAUUGUCAGACAAAAGAUUUGAGGGUUCUUCAACUCGACCUCUGUGGGCAAUGCAUGCUUGAUUUUGCUUUUGAGGAUAUAAUAUCUCAUUCCUUGAAUAGUUUUUCCAGUUUAGCUGUCGUGUCCCUCAGAGGUGCUUGUCGUCUAUCAGACUGUGGCAUUAAAACUCUUGUAACUUCAGCACCUUUAUUGCGGUCCAUUAAUUUGGGCCACUGUUCUUUAUUGACCUCUGAAGCCAUCAAAUUCAUUGCUGAUUCUUUGGGGUCGAAUUUGAGGGAGUUGUACAUAGAUGAUUGCCAGAAAAUAAAUCCAGCUCUGAUUUUUCCUGCUUUUACAAAAUUCGAGUAUUUGGAAGUGUUAUCAGUUGCGGGUUUGCAUGGCAUAACUGAUUUAUUUAUCAUUAAAGUGAUUGCCGUCUGCAGUAAAAGUAUUAAGGAGCUCGAUUUGGCUGAUUGCCCGAAAUUGAGCGAUUGCUCUCUGAAAAUCAUUGGGAGCAGCUGUGCUGGUUUGUGCUCAUUGAAUAUUUCGAACCUUCCAAACUUGACAGAUAUCGGAUUGGAGGCUCUGGCAAACGGCUGUAGAUCCAUCCAAAUACUGAAAAUGUGCCGCAAUGAAUUCAGCGAUGAAGCCAUGGCUGCUUACAUAGAAAGCUCUGGAGAGUCUCUGAAGGAACUUCUACUGAAUAAUAUCUCAAAGGUUGGACCAAACACUGCCUUUUCCCUCUCCAAACGUUCAAGAAAGUUGUUGAGUUUGGAUAUAUCAUUUUGUCGAGGAAUUAGUGAUGAGGCUUUGGGACUGAUUUUAGAUAGUUGUUCAUAUCUGAAGCAGCUCAAAGUCUUUGGUUGUAGGCAGAUUACAAAUGUAUCUCUGAAUGGACACUCGAAUCCAAAUGUGAGGAUUAUUGGGUCGAAACUGAGCCCGAUACUUGAUCAUGUUAACUUGCUUGAAUCUGAGGGUGUGCUUUUACGCUAUUCACCUCUACCGGAUGCACAGUGA
This is a messenger RNA of Striga hermonthica, 2226 nucleotides long. The record is from the annotation of a GenBank genome assembly. NCBI's taxonomy places the organism in Eukaryota, Viridiplantae, Streptophyta, Magnoliopsida, Lamiales, Orobanchaceae.